CUUCAAGAGACAGUCAAAAGGAAAUUGGAAGGCGCACGUUCACCUCUCAAUGGAGAGCAGCAGAACGGAGUUUGCGAUGGGAACUUUUCUCCAACCAGCAAGCGUACACGGAAGGACGUACCAGGCAUUGAGGCAAUCAACAGCUUGCCCAAUAAUUUGCCUUUGCCUGCUGUUUCUCCUCUUCACCAGCUUGACAUGAAAGCUCCUCUGCCCCUGCAGAACAGUGGAACUCACGGUGGUGGUCUAGAAGACUUGGGUGAAAACGGUGGGCUUUCUGAGAUAAAGCUCCCUGUCAAUGGCUGCAACGAGCUGGAUGAUAGUUUUAACAUGCUGCAGAACAAGGAGCUAAAACAAGAGACUUUGGAUGACUCCAACUGCAUAGACACUUCUGAAACAUCUCUUUCGAAUCAGAACAAGCUCUUCUCGGACAUUAACCUAAAUGAUCAGGAGUGGCAGGAGCUCAUAGAUGAGCUGGCGAACACUGUCCCAGAAGAUGAUAUACAGGAUUUGUUCAAUGAAGACUUUGAAGAGAAGAAGGAGCCYGAGUUUCCCAGGCCUGCCACAGAGACUCAGGAGAGUGCAAGYGUGAAAAGCGAUCCAUCCCAUUCUCCAUUUGCUCACGUCCCACUGGGCUCUCCCCAGGUGAGACCRUCUUCCUCCGGUCCUCCAUUUUCCAACGUCUCCACGGCCUCCAGCAUCGCUUCUGCAUCCAGCGCCCCUCCAGCCCCAGUCUCUGCYGGGUCACCAGCAAACUGUGUUGUCCAGUCCCCUCAGACUCCCAGCCAAGCCCACACUCCCAGCCAGACGCAGGCACGCUCUGGAAACGGCUUCCUGCUGAACCCGGCACCCGCUGUGGCAGGGUCAGGGCCCGGCUCGGUGACCCUGCCGAGCGCUGACCUGUCCCCAGCUGAGCAGCUGAAGCAGAUGGCAGCCCAGCAGCAGCAAAGAGCCAAGCUCAUGCAGCAAAAGCAGCAGCAGCAGCAUCCAAAUCAGCCCUCAAGCUGGUCACCGGUGGGACCCCCAUCUAGUCCCUACGGAGGACCCUUCAGCGCAGACAAACCAAAUAGUCCAAUGAUGUAUCCUCAAGCCUUUAACAACCAAAACCCAAUAGUGCCUCCUAUGGCAAAUAAUCCCCAGAAGACCGCAAUUAAUAACUACCUCCCUCAAAAUCACAUGAACAUGAUCAGUCAGCAGCCAAAUAACCUGGUCACAAACCCCUUGAGCAAACAGCCCAAUAUGCUUUCUUAUGGCAACACCAAGCCCCUGACCCAUUUCAAUGCUGAGCUGAGUCAGAGGAUGACCCCACCGAUGGCAAAUCCCGGGAAGAACCCCAUGAUGCCAUACAUCCAGCAGCAGCAGCAGUCCCAGCAGCCGCAGAUGCCGGCUCAGAUGGCGCACCUGAGCGAGGAGCAGAAACGCAUGCUCAUCAUGAAGCAGAAAGGAAUGAUGAAUCAGCCCAUGGCGUAUGCAACACUCCCUGCCCUUGGUCAGGAGCACCAGGUGGGAUUGUCGCGGCCCGCGGGGCCUGUGCAGCCCUCAGUSCCGGCGGGCUCCAGCAGCGGGGUGMCGGGCAGCAGCUCCGGCGGGCCKUUCCUCGGGAGCCAGCCGCAGGCUGCCAUCAUGAAGCAGAUGCUGAUUGAGCAGAGAGCGCAGCUCCAUGUGAUGGAGCAGCAGAAACAGCAGUUUCUCCGAGAGCAGAGGCAGCAGCAGCAGCAGCAGCAGAUCCUAGCAGAGCAGCAGUUGCAGCAGCAGUCACAUUUGCCUCGGCAGCAUCURCAUCAACAGCGAAGCCCAUAUCCAGUGCAACAGGUCAAUCAAUUCCAAGGUUCACCCCAGGAUAUAGCAGCUGUGAGAAACCAAGCAGCACUCCAGAGCAUGAGAACAUCCCGAAUGAUGGCCCAGAACGUGAGCAUGAUGGCCAUGGGUACCUCCCAGACCCUGAGCACRCUGCCCACCACUGCAGGCCAGUCGGAUAUCAGCAUGGCUCCUUACAGCAAUGCCUCUUCCAGCCAGCCAGGAAUGUACAGUAUGAGCACAGGGAUGAGCCAAAUGUUGCAGCACCCAAACCAAAGUGGCAUGAACACGGCACACAGCACAGGCCAGGGAACAAGGCAGCCUGCCUCUGGACAAGCGGUGGGAAUGGUUGGCAAUUUUGGUCAGAACAUGCUGGUAAACUCUGCUCUUCCCCAGCAUCAACAGCAGAUGAAAGGACCUGUGGGCCAGGUCUUGCCAGGGCCACAAGCACCACAACUUCAAAACUUGAUGGGGACUGUCCCUCAAGGAACACAAAACUGGCAGCAGCGAGGUUUGCAAGGCAUACCUGGAAGGACUAGUGGUGAAAUGGGGCCCUUCAACAAYGGCACCGUGUACGCGAUGCCAUCCAGGCAGCCACGGCUGUCCAAGCAGCACUUCCCACAGGGGCUCAAUCAGACAAUUGUGGACACAAGUGGGACAGUGAGAGCCCUGAACCCAGUGCUGGGGAGACAGCUGCUGCAAACGCUGCCUGGGCAACAGUCAGCCAGCCAGGCCAGGCCCAUGGUGAUGUCAACAAUAAACCAAGGGGUCCCUGCCAUGUCAGGCUUCAGUCAGCCCUCAACGCAGCAAAUGCCAGGUGGUAACUUUGCUCAGAGCAACCAAGGCCAGGCCUACGAGAGGAAUCCCACUCAGGACGUAUCUUACAACUACAGUAAUGAAGGAUCAGGGGGGUCAUUCUCCAGUUUAGCAGAGGGCGCAGACCUUGUGGACUCCAUUAUUAAGGGUGGACCAGGGGAUGAGUGGAUUCAAGAACUUGAUGAAUUGUUUGGAAACCCCCAGUGAAUGGGCUUGUAUAGUCUGGAGCUUUGGCUGUUAUGUUUGAAAAAAGAAAAGAGAAAGUUGGAUGUUCUCCCCAUCCCUGGAUUGUUGUUUUUUGUUUGAAUUGGUUUGAUUUGGGGUUAUUUUGUUUUCUUUUGUUUUCAAUUGUGCAAACCAAGCUGAUCUGUAGCCAACUUUGGAAUAUUCAGGGGACGAUGAAAACAUCAACAUCCCAAAACUUCCACCAAGCAAUCUAUAUUGUGUGGCAGUGCCCACUCUGUGUAUGUGUGAGGCAGAAUGGGGAAACUAAAAAAGCCAGCUGAUGCCUCUGGCUGGGAAUAUUUGUUCUCUCCCCACUUAAAACAAGGCUUCAUGGCACAGUGGUGUGGCAUGGUCCUGAUAUCUUCCACCUCAUAUGACUGUGCACAUUGCAGCUUCCAGGGAAGCAGAUGGAAGAGCUGGGAGCMAAUGUCCUGGGGCAAUUUCACAGGCCCUGGUUAGAAAUGGGCUUAGCCCUGGGGGCAAGCAGGUCUUGGAGAGCCAUGGCCAGACCAAUGGGGGCUGGCUCUGGGCUGUCCUAAGGGAAUAUGCAGCACUCAKAAGACAAACCUAAACAAUGACAGGGAGGUCACUGCUUUCACUACAGAGUGAUAAAUCCCAGUACAAGUGUAGGAGAACAUAAAUYUGGCAGURUUGUGAGGGCAGUUUGGCUAUGUGACUGCUGCUGGAGACAGCCUAGGGUUAACUGAAUGAAGUGYCCAGUCCCCUURGGACUGCAGUAGUGCUUCCAAAGUSGAGCACUUGGCAUAGCCCUGCUGUCUGGGGUGUUGGAGGGCUGAGAGGUACCAAGAGACAUCAGCAGGUGUCCUCAGCGGGUCUCUCCAUCUCCUCCCCAGGAAGCGUUCAGUUCACUCCCUUCCCCUCCUGUUCCUUCAGUGUAAAGCAAGCUGAGMUGGCUGCCCUUUUUUUCAGGUGAGCCACAAAGGGUCAGGCAGGGUAGGAGAAAACAGGCAUGAGAAAACAUSCAGUGAGGGUUUGACACACAGAAAGACUUUCACCUCCCCUCUUGAAAACUAGGGGUUUGUCAGGUAGUGUUGCCCUGGGAUGUCUGGGCUCUCGAUGUGAUGUGUUCAGUUUUAAACAGAUGUUUGGUCUAAUCUCUCUGGUUUGCUGGAAUAAAAUUCACUKCAGUAUUUGAAGAAGAGGAGGCAGUGAAGGACUACUGUAAAGACCAUUAAUGAGUGGAUAAAAAUAACUGAUACUACAAAUAUGAGGUCCACCCAAGAAAGGUUUUCGGUAAUUGGGAUGUAUCACUAUCUCCACUAUGUGGACCAGUGCUGAGCAGCSCUGUGAUUAAUUUGAGAUAGAUCUUGCACAAUACUGAGUCACCAGCCAUUCUGAGGUGUACAGCAGGGUUCCCAAACUGCAGYUGGAGGCUGUCUUCUGGAACCUAUCACCUCUUCAGUGUUUUCAGUCRAGAGCUGCUUAUCAGGUUACGUUGUUUUGCAUAACAAAUGUGAGCAUGACCCACAGUCCAGAGCUUUAACACCCUCUGGUGUAGCGCUGGCCUCUGUGAGCCAUGAGUUGUGCUCUGCAGAAGAAGUGUACAAGUGCCAGUCCCAAUUCCCCAGCUCCUGGUUACCUCCUUGUGCGCUGUUCUCCCUGGGCCCAGCGAUGCUAAGUGCUGAGCCCCUGAAUUCCAUGGAGUCUGAGGGCCUUGGCACUUGGCAGUUUCACAUCCUGCCUCUCCCUGUGGAGCACASACAUGCAUUACAUUAAAGAAGGGGAGCAAAUGAGCCUGGAACCAUCUCAGUGCCCCACUGAGGCUCCUUUUUGAGCAGUUUCCCUUGCAGGACUUGCCCAGUGGGGGGAGUUACCUGUUCUAAAUGCUGUGAUGCAGCAGGACAAGCUGCAUUUUUAAUGUGCUCAAGGUGAGCCAUCAAUCCAGCCUGCCCUGACUGCUACAUUUUUUUUAAAUGGCUUUUGUUGCAUCUCUUCUAGCUGACCCCUUUUUGAAAUACAGCACAAGGGCCAGUUCCAGAUCCUGCUGAGGAUAAGCAUGGUUUGCCUGCCUGCUGCUUCAGUAGGAUCCAGGUUGGGACCUAAUUCAGUGAAAGGGAGCACCAGCCAAAGCUUUUGGUUCAUCCUGUGGAUCAGCAUCUCUUGGUCRGAAUGGAAGGAAGGGAGCAGGGUGCUGUGGCUCUGUGUGUGUCAGCACAAGCAUGGGUCACACACCUGUGUGACAGAGCUGUGACAGGGUGAAGAGGCAGCCMCCCUGCUGAGCAGGGGACAGCGCUGGGGACACCACAGUAGCCACACCUCCAGUGAGGCUUCACCUGUGAACACAGAGCUGAGAAAGAGGGGCUUAGAAAUGCACAUCCACUAUACAGCAACCAGUGCAAGUCCAUGUGAUCAGAGAGAUUCAGGCUUUGUUGCUAAAGGGUGGUAAAGACAAGUCUCUAUUGUCUUUGUAAAGCUUCCUCCAAAUAGUCCAUAUUGGGAUCAAGUACUAGAGAGUAGAUUUUAUUAGAUUUGGGGUUGGUUCAGGGUUUUUUUCUUUCUUAAAAUGGUGCUGAUGUAUAUGUAAUGUUUAAAAAAAAAGUCAUUUGUAAAUAUGUUUUUACAAUUCUGCAGAUAUCACUGGAUCUACUAUCUGUAAAAUAUAUACAUAUAAAUAUAUAUAUAAAUAUAUAUAUAUACUGUUUCUUUAAAAUAGAAUAUUUUUAUUUCAUUCCUUGACUCAUCCUUACUGCAGUGGUAUUGCACUUCAGAUGACGUCUAAUUACUAAUUUGUACUGUAUCCCUGACAGCAACUUGCUCCAUUUUACUCAGAUUUUUCUAGAUUUCUGGUUUUACUUUGUACAUUAAGCAUUGCUUAUUUCCUUUUAAGACCUGUACAGAGUCUGAAAACAUAGAAAAAUACCUGAUGUUAACACACCACUUUUAAAGAAAAAGAAACAAAACGAGAACAAACAAAAAAAAGAAACCCAAAUAAAAGAUGGUUAUCUGAGUCAUAUACCUGGUA
Malurus melanocephalus (red-backed fairy wren) is the source of this 5818-nucleotide messenger RNA. RefSeq names its product mastermind like transcriptional coactivator 3 (gene MAML3). The transcript has 4 exons. Gene Ontology annotation, cellular component: nucleoplasm. Gene Ontology annotation, biological process: positive regulation of transcription of Notch receptor target. The record is from RefSeq and is a predicted model, not a curated record. Gene Ontology annotation, molecular function: transcription coactivator activity. NCBI's taxonomy places the organism in Eukaryota, Metazoa, Chordata, Aves, Passeriformes, Maluridae. The annotation marks the transcript as partial.